CAUAACGGGGGACUGACGAUGUGGCGACGGACAUUUCUGCUGCUACUAUUGCUGCUCGGGCCGGGAGCCCAAGGGAAGCCAUCUCCUGACGCAGGCCCUCAUGGCCAGGGGAGAGUGCACCAGGCGGCCCCCCUGAGCGAGGCCCCUCAUGACGACGCCCAUGGGAACUUUCAGUACGACCAUGAGGCUUUCUUGGGACGGGAAGUGGCCAAGGAAUUCGACCAACUCAGCCCUGAGGAAAGCCAGGCCCGCCUGGGGCGGAUCGUGGACCGCAUGGACCGUGCUGGGGACGGGGACGGCUGGGUAUCUCUGGCUGAGCUCCGAGCGUGGAUCGCGCACACACAGCAGCGGCACAUACGGGACUCGGUGAGCGCAGCCUGGGACACGUACGACACGGAUCACGACGGACUUGUGGGCUGGGAGGAGCUGCGCAACGCCACCUAUGGCCACUACGCGCCCGGUGAAGAAUUUCAUGAUGUGGAGGAUGCAGAGACGUACAAGAAGAUGCUGGCCCGGGAUGAACGGCGUUUCCAGGCAGCCGACCAGAACAAGGAUUCAGUGGCCACUCGGGAGGAGCUAACAGCUUUCCUGCACCCUGAGGAGUUCCCUCACAUGCGGGACAUCGUCAUUGUGGAAACAAUGGAGGACCUGGACAAGAACAAAGAUGGCUACGUCCAAGUGGAGGAGUACAUCGCGGACCUGUACUCAGAGGAGCCGGGGAAGGAAGAGCCCGCUUGGGUGCAGACGGAGCGGGAGCAGUUCCGCGAUUUCCGGGAUCUGAACAAGGACGGUCACCUGGACAGCAAAGAGGUGGGCCACUGGGUGCUGCCGCCUGCCCAGGACCAGCCGCUAGUGGAGGCCAACCACCUGCUGUAUGAGAGCGACACAGACAAGGACGGCCGUCUGAGCAAGGCCGAGAUCCUGGGUAACUGGAACAUGUUCGUGGGCAGCCAGGCCACCAACUACGGUGAAGACCUCACGCGUCCCCACGACGAGCUGUGAGCGCCAUGUGCCCACUACAGCCUCGAGCCCCCUCA
Messenger RNA from Trichechus manatus latirostris (Florida manatee), 1037 nucleotides. It is a transcript of the gene RCN3, whose product is annotated as reticulocalbin 3. Gene Ontology annotation, molecular function: calcium ion binding. Gene Ontology annotation, cellular component: endoplasmic reticulum. The transcript is spliced from 7 exons. The record is from RefSeq and is a predicted model, not a curated record. Lineage: Eukaryota; Metazoa; Chordata; Mammalia; Sirenia; Trichechidae. The coding region runs from base 19 to 1002 and encodes 327 amino acids.